Triticum urartu is the source of this 1345-nucleotide messenger RNA. RefSeq names its product peroxidase P7. Gene Ontology annotation, molecular function: peroxidase activity; heme binding. NCBI's taxonomy places the organism in Eukaryota, Viridiplantae, Streptophyta, Magnoliopsida, Poales, Poaceae. The record is from RefSeq and is a predicted model, not a curated record. Gene Ontology annotation, biological process: response to oxidative stress; hydrogen peroxide catabolic process.
CCACUCAAUCAUCCAGUGCAACUAGCUGAUAGUAAGCCAUAAGCAUCUCACUCUCUCCUUGCUUGAUUCUUCUGCACCGUGCAGCGAUCGCUCUCAUCAUUAGUCGGCCUACAGGCAUGGCGUCCUCCAGCGUCCCUUCUUGGGUUGCACUUGCGCUGCUCCUCUUGGUUGCUCUCGCUGCCACCGCCAAUGGCGACGAGCUCUCCCCGGGUUACUACGAGAAGACGUGCCCCAACGUGCAGCGCGUCGUGCGGUCAGUGAUGGCGAGCAGCGUCACCGCCCAGCCGAGGAUGGCGCCCGCCGUUCUCCGCCUCUUCUUCCACGACUGCUUCAUCAACGGAUGUGAUGCUUCGGUUCUCCUCGACGCAACUCCCUUCUCCCCCAGCGAGAAGGAUGUGGAGACGAACGCCUCCCUCACCGGCUACGCCGUCAUCGACGACAUCAAGUCCGUGCUCGAGCAUGAGUGCCCGGCCACCGUCUCCUGCGCCGACGUCAUCGCCCUCGCGUCCCGUGACGCCGUCGCCCUGCUCGGAGGCCCCACCUGGAGCGUACCCCUCGGCCGCAAGGACUCGCGCUUCGCCGCCGACCCGGAAUCGACCAAGAACGGCCUCCCCAGCCCGCACGACGACCUCGGCGAGCUCAUCAGAAUGUUUUCAAGGCUCAAUCUCGACGCUCGUGACAUGACCGCGCUCUCUGGUGCCCACACCGUCGGGAUGGCCAGCUGCGAUACCUACAGGGACCGCGUCUACGGCACCGACCGCGAUGAAGAGAUCGACCCAUACUUCGCACAGACCACACAGCAGACGUGCCAGGGUCCUUCUGGUAAGGCGCCGUUUGACGUGCAGACGCCGAUGAGGUUCGACAAUGCUUACUACAAGAACCUUAUCGCGCGGCGCGGUCUCCUUUCCUCAGACCAGACUCUCUACGGCGGUGGAGGUCUGCAAGACAAUCUCGUGGAGAUGUACAGCGCCGACAGUGAGGCGUUCGCGAGGGACUUCGCCAAGGCCAUGGUGAAGAUGGGAAACGUGCCUCCGCCCCAGGGAAUGCCCAUGGAGGUGAGGCUCAAGUGCUCCAUGGCAAACAACUAUUGAUUGUAAGAUCCCAAGUGCAUCAUGCAACCCGGCCUGAUUAUAUUGGAUUCAAUUAAAUGUACACAUUGUAACAGUACUAAUACGUGUUCAAUUUCUUUUUUUUCCCCCAUACAAUGUCGUCUCAACAGAAUGUUUGACACAAAUGUUCCCAUACAUGUGUGUGUGUGUGUGUGUGUGUGUGUGUAAUAAAUGGUGUUUGUCAAGUUUGUUUUAACGGGGAAUAUAUAAUGAUAUCGUGUUCGAUUGUUAUAUAA